Molecule: messenger RNA, 1298 nt
Organism: Malus domestica (apple)
Lineage: Eukaryota; Viridiplantae; Streptophyta; Magnoliopsida; Rosales; Rosaceae
Product: BTB/POZ domain-containing protein At1g01640-like
Molecular function (GO): protein binding
Source: RefSeq, a predicted model, not a curated record
GCGAGUCUUCGGUCGUUUGCCACACCCACUUUUGACUCUACCUCUAUCCAAUAGCUCCCUCUGCCUCUGACUCUCUCUUCACCUCUCAUCCUCUCCGUUUAAUUACUUGAAGAACUGGGUGAUCCCAAGUUGGAAACCUGUGCCUGACACUAUGACUGGUGGGCUUCGCUCAAACGUCAAGAGGUACACCGUGAAAUGCCUCAUUUUGGGCGGAGCCACCAUGCCUGAGACAAAAAGUAGUAGCAGUUUAAGCGACCCCCGAGAUGCUGAUAGUGCGGAUAAGAAACCGCGAGAUGGAUCUUCGCUUCCGGAGACGAGCCUUGGCGACGGUAAAGUUCCUUGCUUGCCAAUGUUGACCUCUACUGCAAAGGAUCUCAGGGAGGCGAGUAAUGCUAAACAAACAUCAGAAGGUUUACUCCAAAAAAGGAAAUUUGAAACAUUAGAUUUGGAAGAACUCCAUGAAAAGAUUGAAUACUUAAAUGGAUUUGCUCCUGCAUACAGAGAUCAUGCUCCCACUGAUAUACUACUUCAUCCGGGUGACAAUGGGCCUACUAUACCUGCACAUAAACUCUUAUUGGCAACAAGAUCGAAAAUCUUGAACAUUCCAAACACGGAAGGAUGCUCCAAAGCUCCAACAAACCAGGUGGACAACAUAACACUGCCUGAGUUGAAUCACGAAGAGCUCAAGUCUCUCGUGGAUUUCCUCUAUAAUGCGGACCUGCUUGAAGAUCAAAUGAACAAGCAUGUCUUCUCCUUGUCAGUCGCAGCGACUAAGUACGGAAUACCAUACUUGGGCAGAUUUUGUGUGCGUCAUAUGCUCAACUCCCUGAGUUCAACCAAUGCUCUCGAUGCUCUGGAGGUUGCGGAUGCUUGCUCCUACCAAGCACUGAAGGACAAUGUACUGGAUUACAUUGCCAUAAACAUGAGUGACGUAGUUUUUUCUGCUCAAUUUGAGGCCCUCGCACUCAAGAAUCCGAAAUUAAGCGUGCAGGUUUCAAGGGCAUCAAUCAAGGGUGAGAAGGAAAAAUCGGCGAUUAAUGUGAAAAAGAAUAUAACUCAAGCAGGAUUACGGAAUUGUUUAUGAAGAAAAAGGCAGCCUUUCGUCAGGACAAGUAAGUUUAGGAGUGAGGAUACUGAUUCUGCAUUCCAUUCGUUAUUUUCCCAACCAUGAUACUAUAGUUCAUCUUCUGAUUGUUCUUAAUCAACAAGGUGAAAUUUCUGUUGAAUUUUGAUGGACAAUCAUUGCCGCCUUCUUCUUAAUGUUCAAUAUGUACGGUCGAAUUAUGAAUUUUGAUGAA